Messenger RNA from Ciona intestinalis (vase tunicate), 1897 nucleotides. Lineage: Eukaryota; Metazoa; Chordata; Ascidiacea; Phlebobranchia; Cionidae. The record is from RefSeq and is a predicted model, not a curated record.
AGAAAUCUCAACUUGCGACUAUUGGGAAAAUACGGGUGUUGUUUGGGAGAAAAUGGUUGUUUUUGCCGAAUUGACCAUCAGCCUGUUGGCGUUGUUGGCAACAUAUACGUGUUAUUUACAUUCGAUCUGGAGGUGCGAGUUCGUUGAUAAUAAACUCACGCUUUAAUUAGACAGUAGGGAGUCGGUGUUAGCUUUAUCUGCGUUUAUUGUUAACCAGCCUUCUAAAGUUCAAAUCCGAGAUUCCACCCCCGUUUUAUAAAGUGGUCAAUGGAAAUACAGGAACAAGUACAAGCAUACACAGCUUGGGUUAACAGCCAGUUGAAGAAGAGAGGGAAAAAUAUUGUUAACCUUGGUGAAGAUUUGAAAGAUGGGGUGGCUUUGGUUGCGGUUGUGGAAAUAGUUUCCGGCCAUACAUUGGGGGGGAUUAAACCAACAUGCGAGAACGAAAAGCGAGAAAAUGUUUUAAAAGUUUUGCAGUUUAUGAGAAAUGCUGGGAUUAAACUACAUCAUGUUUCAGUUGACGAGAUAACGAGCGGUAAUGUUAAAACCAUCAUGCAACUUAUAUUAGCGCUUGCUGCCCAUUUUAAACCAGCCAGUAUUGGUGGAAGAAAAGUUGAAUCGCCUCGCCAACGUAAUGAAGUUUCAUUGAGGAUCAAACAAAGAUGGAGGGAUAGCAGGGUGAAAGAAUCUAUCGGGAAACCUGGCAUGGAAUCGUCCAUGCAAGCCGAUGUAGAGAAAGAACUUGCCGCGAUUCGUGAUAUAACUCAAUGUCUACAGAAAGUGCUACUCGAAGAAAUACCUGGCCAACCACUUGAGGGACAUGACGCAGAUGAGCAAAGUGUGAUCAUUCAAGCGCGACUCGAUCAAGCUAUUGUGGAUAAAGUAAACUUGGAGGAGGAAAACCACAUCGCACGACAAGAAAAUCGCAAACUAACAUCGGAGAAGUCGGCGCUUGAACAAAGAUUCCUCCAACAAGAAGAAGAACUUUUAUCGAUCCGACAACAACUGUUGCAAAGCAAUCUAUCGAGGGAUAAACUACAAUCCGAGAAGGCUGAAUUAAUAGCGGAACUCACGGAAACCCGACGUAACCAAGAUGAACUUCGAACAAAAUGUCGCGACCACGAGCGAACCUUGGAACGAAUGGAGAACGAAGCGAUUCAGAACAAAAUAAACCACUCACGAGAAAUACGAAAGUUGGACAAAGAAAUUCACUUGGCACGUCAGGAAUCAUAUAAUGGUCAAAUCAACGACAGUGUGUUCCAUGACAAACCAUUCAUCGGUUCCCCAAAUGGGAAAUCCCCUGGUUCCCCCUUUCUCAAUAGAUCGAAAGGGUCCCCAUUAUUAGGGAGAUCCCCCACCCCCAAUACUCCGGGUUCACCAAUAUUAUCACGAAGGUCGCCUUUAUCACGAAAUCAUCCAUCACGCAGAAGGAAAACCAUGGAGAACCACGUGACCCGCGUUCUUUACUUCACGGAUAGAGACAUGACGCCGUGUAUGACGUCAAUAUCGAAACGAGUCGGUGAUAUAACGCUGGGCGAAUUCAAGACGGUGAUAAAGAAGGAAGGAAAUUAUCGGUUUAUUUUCAAAGCUCUUGAUCCAGAACUUGGUACAGUGAAGGAAGAGGUGUUUCACGAUGAUGACGUCAUCCCGGGAUGGGAGGGGAAGAUUGUGGCAUGGGUUGAGGAGGUUUUGCGGGUGUGAUGACGUAAAACAUAUGUCAUAGUUUUUCUUCCAAGUCUUCCUGGGUGCUAAAUUGUUUCAGCCACGUCACCUCAACGGAUUUUAACGAAUUAUGACGUCACCGUGACGUCAUCACUGUGCGAUCGGUGCAAUUGUGUAUAAAGUGCACUUAUCGUUGUUGCCAUAGUUCUUCAAUAAAAAAAACGUUUUAAUCAUA